CUAUGAACAUCACUUCAGAACAUGCCCCCAGCGGCGCGCACCCUGCUGCCGCCAGUGAUACGUGUCACCCAGCAGUGCCACCCACCUGUGCCCAUCAGUGCAGCCCACCUGUACCCAUCAGUGCCACCAACCUGUGCCCAGCAGUGCCACCCACCUGUGCCCAGCAGUGCCACCCACCUAUGCAUAGCAGUGCCACCAAUAUGUGCCCAUCAGUGCCACCCACCUGUGCCCUGCAGUGCCACCCAUCAGUGGUGCCCAGCAAUGCCACCCAUCAGUGCUGCCCAGCAGUGCCACCCAUCAGUGCUGCCCAUCUGUGCCACCUGUCAGUGCAGCAUCAUCAGUGC
This is a messenger RNA of Staurois parvus, 344 nucleotides long. NCBI's taxonomy places the organism in Eukaryota, Metazoa, Chordata, Amphibia, Anura, Ranidae. The record is from the annotation of a GenBank genome assembly.